Messenger RNA from Sphaeroforma arctica JP610, 492 nucleotides. RefSeq lists its product as hypothetical. The record is from RefSeq and is a predicted model, not a curated record. The transcript has a single exon. Bases 1 to 492 code for a protein of 163 amino acids. Lineage: Eukaryota; Ichthyosporea; Ichthyophonida.
AUGUCGUAUCAAAAUGACGAGAUCUUCCAAACUUUUCCUAACGAAGAAGGAGAUAGUGGGUUCUCGAGUAGUGAUGCUAGCGUUACGAUGCCGCCAUUAAUGUCAACCAGCAGCAGUGAGGCGGAAGAAGACUUGAGACCAGAGGACUAUGGGAAUGGCCAGGGAGAACCACCUACGAACGAUAAAGUGGAAGAAAGGAGAUUUAGAAUCAACAGAUACGACAUGGCUCGACAUCUUAAACGAUUUAGAUUAUCUGGUCGUCGCACUAACGACGUUUGGACAACGAGUACGAAGAUAGAAUCUACUAAUACGAGUGAAACCGAGAAGGGACCAUCACAAUCAAGUACAUCAUUAGCCCAGGGACAACAAGGAAGGUCCCAAGACGAUCAAAUAACGAAAUCAGCGAAUCAGCCAGAGAUAAGUAGUCACAAGCGAGAGCAGGUAGGAAGAUUGUUUUUGUGCGAGACAAGCACAAAUAGAGUGUGCAAGUAG